Molecule: messenger RNA, 2797 nt
Organism: Rhinolophus ferrumequinum (greater horseshoe bat)
Lineage: Eukaryota; Metazoa; Chordata; Mammalia; Chiroptera; Rhinolophidae
Gene: EDA2R
Product: ectodysplasin A2 receptor
Exons: 7
Coding region: 238-1134 (298 amino acids)
Biological process (GO): positive regulation of canonical NF-kappaB signal transduction; positive regulation of JNK cascade; tumor necrosis factor-mediated signaling pathway
Cellular component (GO): plasma membrane
Molecular function (GO): tumor necrosis factor receptor activity; protein binding
Source: RefSeq, a predicted model, not a curated record
CUAUGUUGUAGAGCAUGACGGGAAGGAUUCAGCAGCAAUGACAGGAGAAUGGAACCCGAGCCCUGGACACCUGGUUUGGGGUUUUGGACCCCUGAGCUGUGACAGCAUCUUCUUGUGAAAGCACUUCGGAAAAUCUGAAGAAGUCUCUAAGCCACAGAUUAAGUAACUGAGGCCAGAAAACAUUAAGUGACUCAUCCAAGGUCAUAGGUUCAAAGAAGAAGAGCCAGCCCUUCCUUCAUGGAUUGCAAAGAAAAUGAGUACUGGGAUCAAUGGGGACGGUGUGUCACCUGCCAACUGUGUGGGCCUGGACAAGAGCUCUCCAAGGAUUGUGGCUAUGGAGAGGGUGGAGAUGCAUACUGCACAGCCUGCCCUCCCCGCAGAUACAAAAGCAGCUGGGGCCACCAUAGAUGUCAGAUUUGCAUCACCUGUGCUGUCAUCAAUCGUGUCCAGAAAACCAACUGCACAGCUACCUCUAAUGCUGUCUGUGGGGAUUGUCUGCCCAGGUUCUACCAAAAGACACGCAUUGGAGGUGUGCAGGAUCAAGAGUGCAUCCCAUGCACGAAGCAGACCCCCACUUCUGAGGUUCAAUGUGCCUUCCAGUUGAGCUUAGUGAAGGCAGAUGUACCCACAGUGCCCCCUCAGGAGGCCACACUUGUACUGAUGAGCAGUCUGCUCGUGGUGUUUACCCUGGCCUUCCUGGGGCUCUUCUUCCUCUACUGCAAGCAGUUCUUCAACACACAUUGCCAGCAUGUUGCAGGAGGUUCGCUGCAGUUUGAGGCUGACGAGGCAGCGGAGGAGGAAUCUCUCUUCCCCAUGCCACCUGGCCAGGAGACCAGUCCUGAGUCCCCACUGAGUGAAAGCAUCUUUGAGACCCAGCCACUUAACCCCAUCCUGGAUGACGACAGCAGCUCGACUCGUGGCUUCCCCACCCAAGAGUCUUUUACCAUGGCCUCCUGCGCCUCAGAGAGCCACUCCCACUGGGUCCACACUCCCAUCGAAUGCACAGAGCUGGACCUGCAAAAGUUUUCCAGCUCUGCCUCCAAUACUGGAGUUGAGACCCUGGGGGGGAACACAGCUGAAAGCUCUGGAGACAGGCUGGAACUCAAUGUGCCCUUUGAAGUCCCCAGCCCUUAACUCUACUGAGGUGAGCUGGAAAGGUGGGGAAGAAGGACCAGAAAUUGGGGACCACCCCCAAGGAAUCCUGUGGAGUAAUGUUAUUCAGUAGGGCUAGCAGUAGAGGAACAGGAAGCUAAGAACACUGAUGGAUGGAAGGGCAACAGUGGUGAUGCUAAUUUUUUGAGCCAGUCAGAAAUCACAUUUCUGGGCCUCCAUUUGUCAAGGAAGUAGUUGGGUUGACAUGACACCAGGCUCACUAUCUCAGCCUUUGGCAAGCUCUCUCAGUGCCCCACUAUCUAAUAAUUAGUUAUUCAGUUAUAUCCCCUUGUGUGUACAAGCACCAUGGCCCAGUAGAAAAAUACACAGGCCUUGGCAUCUGGGAGCCCUAUAUUUCAAAACUAUCUCCAUUCAUUAAUAGCUAUGUGAAUAUUGUGUAAAUCCCUUUACCUAUCUGAGCCUCAGGCCCUUCAUCUGGAAAGUCUGGAAAGCACUGCUCACCUCUUAAGUUCUUGUGAGGGUUGAAUGAGAAAUGCAUGUGCAAGUGCCUUUUACAAUAUCUGAUGCAUUAGAGAUAUUGAAACCAUGUUAGUUUCUCUUUCCUUCUGUCACCCUCAGUCAUAAUUUACACAUCCCUUCAUGUCCACUACUCAUUGUAUCUUUAUAAUAUCCCUUUAUGGUAAGGAGGUCAAGGUUUAUUAGCCUCAUUUUGUAGAGGCAGGAACUGAGACACAGAGAGAGAAAGUGAUUUGCUCAAAGUCACAGUCCCAGAGCAAAUCAGUGGCAGAACUAGGCUGCAACCCAGGUUUGGGAGCUCUAAUCCAGACCUUGUCCAACUCUAUCAAUGCAACUAUUCCAUAGCCAAUGCUGCUUUCUCAAAGGCUUAAGUAGUAUGAGGCAGCAGAGUGGGUAGUUUCCUACUUUUCAACUAACCAACUACCUUUCACCAUCCAUUUCUGUAUUUCUCCAGCUUAGGUAUUGUCCAGGUCCCUCAAUCACACCCCCCUCCCUACACCCUACCUAGGAAAAUGUGAGCAUAUGUAGAUGAAAGCCAAGACAGCUAUUAAAACAGUCAGCCUAGAUACCUUCAAGGUCACCUAGUCCAACUUACCCUCAAAGUACUCCAAUCCAUGCUUGAGUCCCUUUUAUAUUUCCACCAAAUUUUGUGUAAUCCUUGCGGACAUACUUGCAGUGGCAGUGAGCUCACUACUGCCCAAUGUGUAUUGAAACUCUGACUGGUGAAUUUGAGCUCAAUGUAAAGAAAAACUUUGUCUCCCUAUAGUACUCACCAGUGGGUCCUGGCUUUGUUCCUUGGGCCGCACAGACCUCAUCUGCUUCCCCUGCCUUGUGAUAGCCUUGAAGAAGUCUGAAGAUAGCAUCUCCUCUCUGGAAAGUACCACUUUUGGUUCCUGUAAAGUAUGUGGAGCUUAGAACUGAACCCAGUUUCGUGAGGAAUGGUCUCACCAGUGUAGAAUAGGGUAGAACUAUCAUUGGCCGAAACCAUUUUUUUAAGGGAUGGAGAGAAUAGGGCGCUAGUGAGAUUGCCCCACAGGUUUCUAACUUGCUCUGCUCCCUCCCUAGGUCUCUUGGGCUCCUGGCAGCCUUGCCCUGUCAUUCUCCCUGGACUCUUCUGCCUUGUUCUUAUACCACAGAAGCAGCAGGGGCCUGGGAUAUUGUGUCCACA